Molecule: messenger RNA, 561 nt
Organism: Aspergillus pseudonomiae
Lineage: Eukaryota; Fungi; Ascomycota; Eurotiomycetes; Eurotiales; Aspergillaceae
Exons: 1
Coding region: 234-494 (86 amino acids)
Source: RefSeq, a predicted model, not a curated record
CCGAAUGGCAAUUUCCCCAUGCUGGAGUUGCUUGAUAAGCUUUUGGCUAAUGGGAUCUGCUACGGUUCCGGAGUUUCACGGAGAUCAAGCCCAUUCCGUACCAUAUAUCUAUCAGACGACGAUAUUCCUACGACUCUCAACGAGAUGUCAGUUUGAACAUGAGCCAUAGAUUCCACCACCGUUUCGCUCAUUGAGAGGCUCGCGGCCAAAAGAAGCUCAAUCUUUCCGUCCGCAUGCGGAUGCCGAGGCCUCGACGUGAGGAAAACGCAUCAUUCUAUCCUCCGAUCACGCCAUCAAGGGGCGAAACAUCUCCACGAAUGGAUGAUUCAUUACCCUCCCGGAGUCGAGGACUGUGCCGUUGCUGCCUGUGCACACUGGUUUAUCAGAUGCGAGAAUGCCAACUUCCUCCAAUGACCAGUAAGGAGUACUCUAUGUCUUACCUCGUCCUUGACCCCUUUAUCUGGGCGAUCACGCUCAUCAGGGAGCCGGGCUGAAACGGAGUCCGUUCCAUCCGACACAAUUGACCACGUAGUCUGGUCUGCGAUAAUGUAUCGGUGAGAC